This is a messenger RNA of Lonchura striata (white-rumped munia), 3416 nucleotides long. RefSeq names its product FIG4 phosphoinositide 5-phosphatase (gene FIG4). The record is from RefSeq and is a predicted model, not a curated record. Lineage: Eukaryota; Metazoa; Chordata; Aves; Passeriformes; Estrildidae. Gene Ontology annotation, biological process: phosphatidylinositol dephosphorylation. Gene Ontology annotation, molecular function: phosphatidylinositol-3,5-bisphosphate 5-phosphatase activity. Gene Ontology annotation, cellular component: intracellular membrane-bounded organelle.
GCCGGCGGUGUUUCCCCGCUCAGCCCCGGAGUGUUCCUCCCCCGGGUCCGGCUGUGCCCGGGGUGUUCCCCGGCAGCCCCCGCCGCUCUCGCCCCCGCUGCGCCUCGGGGCCGCCAUGCCGGUGGCGGCCGCCGCCCCCCUGAUCAGCUCCGUGCAGAAGCUGGUGCUGUACGAGACCAGGGCUCGCUAUUUUCUAGUUGGAAGUAAUCCUGCAGAAACCAAAUACCGUGUUUUGAAAAUAGAUCGCACUGAACCAAAAGAUUUGGUUAUAAUUGAUGAUAAGCAUGUUUAUACACAACAAGAGGUGAGGGAACUUCUCGGUCGUUUAGACCUGGGAAACAGAACAAAGAUGGGGCAGAAGGGCUCUUCUGGAUUAUCUCGAGCUGUCUCUGCUUUUGGUAUAGUUGGUUUUGUCAGGUUUUUAGAAGGCUAUUACAUUGUGUUAAUAACAAAAAGAAGAAAAAUGGCAGAUAUUGGAGGUCAUGCAAUAUAUAAAAUAGAAGAUACAAAUAUGAUCUACAUUCCAAAUGACUCUGUAAGAGUCAGUCAUCCUGAUGAGGCCAGGUAUCUGAGAAUCUUUCAAAAUGUGGACCUUUCUAGCAACUUCUAUUUUAGUUACAGCUAUGAUCUAUCUCACUCCCUUCAGUAUAAUCUUACUGUCCUGAGAAUGCCACUUGAGAUAUUAAAAACUGAAACAGCCCAGACCCGACAAGAAAGUUUUGAUAUAUUUGAAGAUGAAGGACUUUCAACACAGGGGGGAAAUGGUGUAUUCGGGAUUUGCAGUAAGCCUUACGAAAAGUACGUGUGGAAUGCCAAGCUUCUGGAAGCAGUAAGAAGUGCUGUUCAUCGUGACUGGCUGCUGUAUAUUAUUAAUGGAUUCUGUGGGCAAUCAAAACUGUUAAUAUAUGGUCGCCCUAUAUAUGUCACUCUGAUAGCCAGAAGAUCAAGCAAAUUUGCUGGAACACGUUUUCUGAAACGAGGAUCAAAUGAUGAGGGAGAUGUUGCUAAUGAAGUGGAAACUGAACAAAUACUUUAUGAUGCUUCAGUUAUGUCAUUUUCUGCGGGGAGUUACUCUUCCUAUGUUCAGGUUCGAGGGUCUGUCCCUCUGUACUGGUCUCAAGAUAUUUCAACUAUGAUGCCUAAGCCACCCAUAACACUGGACCAAGCAGAUCCUUAUGCACAUGUUGCUGCUCUUCACUUUGACCAAAUGCUUCAGAGAUUUGGCUCUCCCAUUAUUAUAUUGAAUCUUGUGAAGGAACGUGAAAAAAGAAAGCAUGAAAGGAUUCUCAGUGAAGAGCUUGUUGCUGCUGUGACAUAUCUCAACCAGUUCUUACCCCCAGAGCAUGAAAUUAUAUAUAUACCCUGGGAUAUGGCCAAAUACACUAAAAGCAAACUUUGCAAUGUCCUUGACAGACUGAAUGUGAUUGCAGAAAGUGCAGUGAAGAAGACUGGAUUUUUUGUAAAUCGACCUGAUUCCUACUGCAGUAUCUUGCGUCCAGAUGAAAAGUGGAAAGAACUGGGAGGUUGUGUUGUUUCCACUGGUCGCUUGCAGACUGGAGUCCUUCGAACCAACUGUGUGGACUGUUUAGAUCGCACUAACACAGCCCAGUUUAUGGUGGGAAAGUGUGCUUUGGCCUACCAGUUGUAUUCAUUGGGAUUGAUUGAUAAACCAAAUUUACAAUUUGAUACAGAUGCUGUAAGAUUAUUUGAGGAAUUAUAUGAAGAUCACGGGGACACGCUUUCUCUGCAGUAUGGAGGCUCUCAGCUUGUCCAUAGAGUAAAAACUUACAGAAAGAUUGCUCCAUGGACUCAGCAUUCCAAAGAUAUUAUGCAAACACUCUCAAGAUACUACAGUAAUGCUUUCUCAGAUGCGGACAGGCAAGAUUCUAUUAAUCUCUUUCUGGGAGUGUUCAAGCCUGCAGAAGGAAAGCCACAUCUCUGGGAACUUCCCACUGAUUUUUAUUUGCAUCACAAGAACACCCUCAGUCUGUCACAGACCAGGCAAAGCUAUACUUACUGGUGGACCUCGGGUGUGCUAAAGCAUUUGCCUCUUCCUUUUGAUGAAGUGACAUGUGCUGAAAACAGACGCAAGUUGACAGUGAAGAAAUUCAACAAAUAUGAAGAGGAAAUUGAUAUCCACAAUGAGUUUUUUAGGCCAUAUGAGUUGAGCAGUUUUGAUGAGACCUUCUGCUUGGCAAUGACCAAUUCUACACGAGACUUUAUGCCUAAGAAUGUGGGAAUUGAUCCAAGUCCAUUCACUGUUCGUAAACCUGAUGAAACUGGAAAGUCUGUGUUGGGGAACAAAAAUAAUAGAGAAGAAACUGUGCUGCAGCGCAAAACAGCUGCUAGUGCUCCUCCACCCCCAAGCGAGGAAGCAAUGUCAAGUAGUUCUGAAGAUGAUUCUGGGACAGAUAAAGAAGAUGAAGGUUCUGUUUCUCAACGUUCAACUCCAGUAAAGGUGACUGAUACAGGAGACAAUACAAAAAUCACAGAGAAUGUAGUGCAGUCAACAAGAGAUGUGUAUGGAGUCAAUCUCUCAGAUACCCCUUCAGAAGAUGAUCUUGCAAUAUAUGCAAGGUUUGUUCAGCUGGGACAGAGUCAGCAUAAACAAGACAAGGGCGGCCAACAAUUUUGUUCAAGGCAGCCCUUGGAUAAGGUCAUAAAUUUAAUGCCCAUCUCCUCCUUUUCUCAAGACAAUAUUUAUGAAGUCCAGCCUCCACGAGUUGAUAGGCAAUCGAUAGAGAUUUUCCAUGCACACAUUCAGGCUGGAAGAGGAAACAUGCAGCCCCUGGGAAGAGAUGACUUCCUCAUGUACAGAGAGUACAUUCGAAACAGAUACAUGUAAAUCCAAGCCGCGUUCUCCUGCCAAAUCAACUGGACUGAUAUGUCACAAAAAUAAUUUUAGAGAGGAAGUCUAGUUUUGUUCUUUUGCAGUAUUGAAUUUAUUACUAACUUUUGUAUUUAUUAUUCUUUACUGUUAUACAUUUAUUGUAUUGUGCUUUAGGGGAAAAGGUGGUUUAAUAUCUGAUUUAAAAGGUUAUUUAAUAUAUUUUUGGCUGAAAGUGUAUCCUAUGAUAAUCAGAGCACCCAGAGUCACUAGAGAGUAUGUAGCAAUUUGUGGCAAAGAAAAUAUGGCAUCUUUAGUUUUUUUAUAUUAAUUUCUUACACUGUUAUGUUUGCUAAUAAAACUGAUUUGUUUACAAGAAUCAGAAGAGAAUAAUUUUCUUCCUCUUUCUUCCAUGACAGAAAGAAAUUUUCUUUUACAGCAGAAUAUUUUCUGAUACUUCUUGAGGUUUUUAGCAAAAGAGUGAGAAUGACUGCUUGCAAUUUUCUGUUUUCUUAAGCAAAACUGAAAAAUAAGUGGCUUAUGUCAAAUACAAAAUUUACAUCAACAGCAAUAAACUUUGUAACCCUAA